This is a messenger RNA of Homalodisca vitripennis (glassy-winged sharpshooter), 657 nucleotides long. Its product is annotated as KRAB-A domain-containing protein 2-like. Lineage: Eukaryota; Metazoa; Arthropoda; Insecta; Hemiptera; Cicadellidae. Gene Ontology annotation, biological process: DNA integration. The record is from RefSeq and is a predicted model, not a curated record. Bases 1 to 657 code for a protein of 218 amino acids. The transcript has a single exon. Gene Ontology annotation, molecular function: nucleic acid binding.
AUGCAAGUGCUAAAAAUAGUGUUUUUUUUUACUGAAGACGACUAUAAGAAGCUGGUGUUGGAGGUCGAAGAUGCCAAGGCCAAGCCCAGAAAGGAACCUCGUCACUACUGGCUACUCAACAGGUAUGAUGUAAUGAUCGUAGAAAAUGUGCAAAAACUAAUACACCCAUUAAAACAAGGAGACAUUGUUGUAAAAUCUUAUGUCCACGAUUCAGAUUUAUUUACUGUUCUCCAUGAAGCUCAUGUAGCUAUUGGUCAUGGUGGAAGAGAUCAAAUGUUAAAAGAGCUAGAUAUUAAGUACAAAAAUGUUACACGUCAUGAUGUUGAGCUAUAUAUUAGUUUGUGUGAGCCAUGUCAGAAGAAACAGAAGGGUUCGAAAAGAGGAGUGGUAGUAAAGCCCCUGAUUUCAUCAGAAUUUAAUUCUCGUUGUCAAGUAGAUGUAAUUGAUUUCCAGUCACAGCACGACAGGGAAUUUAAGUUCAUAAUGGUCUAUCAGGAUCAUUUGACAAAAAUUGUGAUUCUUAAGCCUCUGAAAACUAAAACCGCUGAGGAAGUAGCAUAUCACCUAGUUGAUAUUUUUACUCUCAUUGGAGCACCAAGUAUAUUGCAGUCAGACAAUGGAAGGGAGUUUGCAAACAAAAUAGUUUACAAUAUUUAA